CACUACUCUACCCAUGUAGUACACUACUCUACCCAUGCAGUACACUACUCUACCCAUGUAGUAAACUACUCUACCCAUGUAGUACACUACUCUACCCAUGUAGUUCACUACUCUACCCAUGUAGUUCACUAUCCUACCCAUGUAGUACACUACUCUACCAUAGUAGUACACUACUCUACCGAUGUAGUUCACUAUCCUACCCAUGUAGUUCACUACUCUACCCAUGUAGUACACUACUCUACCCAUGUAGUACACUACUACCAUGCAGUUCACUACUCUACCCAUGUAGUUCACUAUCCUACCCAUGUAGUACACUACUCCCAUGUAGUACACUACUCUACCGAUGUAGUUCACUAUCCUACCCAUGUAGACUACUCUACCCAUGUAGUACACUACUCUACCCAUGUAGUACACUACUCUACCCAUGCAGUUCACUACUCUACCCAUGUAGUACACUACUCUACCCAUGCAGUUCACUACUCUACCCAUGUAGUACACUACUCUACCCAUGUAGUACACUACUCUACCCAUGCAGUUCACUACUCUACCCAUGUAGUACACUACUCUACCCAUGUAGUUCACUACUCUACCCAUGUAGUACACUACUACCAUGUAGUGCACUACUCUACCCAUGUAGUUCACUACUCUACCCAUGUAGUUCACUACUCUACCCAUGUAGUACACUACUCUACCCAUGUAGUGCAC
Messenger RNA from Salvelinus sp. IW2-2015, 705 nucleotides. RefSeq names its product dynein heavy chain-like. The record is from RefSeq and is a predicted model, not a curated record. NCBI's taxonomy places the organism in Eukaryota, Metazoa, Chordata, Actinopteri, Salmoniformes, Salmonidae.